AUGCUGUGCGAAGUUAGCCGGUGCGUGGACUGGGUACUCGUGGGAGGUUGCUGGACCCGCGUUUCUGUCAUGGGUACGGAUCCCUCGAGGGAAACUCUUCGUGAGAUCAGAAACAACAUCGGUAAUCGUGUGGUCAUUUUGAUGAUACCUGGGAAUCCUGGUAAUGAUGGAUUCUAUGCUGAUUUCGGCCAAAAGCUCUUGAGGUGUCUGUUAUUGAGAGAUGAACGUGUGGGUUGUCCUAAACGUCACUAUCUGUUCUAUACGGUGUCCCAUCUCAAUCAUGUAGUUUUACCGGACGAAUUGAGGAGUUCUGGGAAGCACAGUCACUGUGACCGCUUUAAACUCGACGAUCAAGUGCAACACAAACUCCACUUCGUACGGGAACAUUUGCCGAGGGCUCAAAAGGUGUACGUUCUCGGACACAGCAUAGGUGCAUACAUGAUGCUUAGGUUACUUCCCUUUAUAAAGGACGAGUUCAACUUGAAGAAGGCUAUAGGACUGUUUCCCACUGUUGAGAAAAUGGCUGAAUCUCCGAAUGGCGUGCGCCUUAAACGAGCCCUUGCAACUUUGGACACAAAUGAUUGGCUUGCGAAAGCGGUGUCGUUUUGGUUGGAUUGCGUGCCUGCAAAAGUGAAGAGAUGGCUGGUUUCGUGGAAUCUUAGUGGUGACUCAGUCUCUAACGAUGUGAUCGUCUCAGCAGCAGAACUCCUUAAUAUGAACGUCUUUCGAAAUAUUAUUCACUUAUCGCAUGAUGAAUUGAAUAAGCUGCUUUUAAUUCAUGAAAUUUUUUGGGUAACUGAUUUCGACAGCUCACUGAUUGUGUGCAAGGAGCUGCUUUACUUCUUUUACGGAAGAGCAGACGGAUGGUGCCCUGAAGAGUUUGGGUACCACAUGAAGGAACGUUUACCACAUGGCCAUGUUGUGUUGGAUGAAGACGGGUGUGAACACGCUUUUGUGAUUCGGGAUGGUGCCACCAUUGCUGAGAAGCUCUUACAGUUCAUCAUAUGA
Molecule: messenger RNA, 1008 nt
Organism: Angiostrongylus costaricensis
Lineage: Eukaryota; Metazoa; Nematoda; Chromadorea; Rhabditida; Metastrongylidae
Source: the annotation of a GenBank genome assembly